Trichechus manatus latirostris (Florida manatee) is the source of this 908-nucleotide messenger RNA. Its product is annotated as olfactory receptor 11H6-like. The transcript has a single exon. Bases 16 to 822 code for a protein of 268 amino acids. Gene Ontology annotation, cellular component: membrane. Lineage: Eukaryota; Metazoa; Chordata; Mammalia; Sirenia; Trichechidae. Gene Ontology annotation, biological process: G protein-coupled receptor signaling pathway. Gene Ontology annotation, molecular function: olfactory receptor activity. The record is from RefSeq and is a predicted model, not a curated record.
ACUCUCCUUGGAAACAUGGCCAUCUUGUGUGCAGUGCGCUGGGAUCACCAGCUCCACACUCCCAUGUACAUCCUGCUGGCCAACUUCUCCUUCCUGGAGAUCUGCUAUGUCACCUCUGAUGUGCCCAACAUGCUGGUCAACUUCCUCUUCAAGACCAAAACCAUCUCCUUCACUCAGCGCCUCCUGCAGUUAUACUUCUUCUUCUCUUUGGACACAACAGAAUGCUUAUUUCUCUCUGUAAUGGCCUAUGACCCUUUCCUGGCAAUCUGUCACCCCCUGCACUACCUCACAGUCAUGACUACUAAGUUCUGUAGCAGCCUGGUCAUCUUUUGCUGGGUGUAUGGUUUCCUCUGGUUCCUGAUCCCAGUGGUACUUGUUACUCAGCUACCAUUUUGUGACCCAAAUGUUAUUGAUGGCUUUCUGUGUGACCUAGGUCCUCUGCUGGACCUGGCUUCAGCCUGUAUCCCAAUCCCAGGGACUGUUCUCAUAUGUGGCACCAUGAGCUCCCUUCUCAUCUUUGCCACUUUUUUCUACAUUAGUGGCUCAUACACCCUAGUGCUCAGGGCUGUGAUGCAGGUGCCCUCAGCUGCUGGCCGGAAGAAGGCCUUCUCCACCUGCUCCUCACAUCUGGCUGUGGUGUUUCUAUUCUAUGGAUCUGUCAUGAUAACAUAUGUGAGCCCAGGGUCAGGACAAGCACAGAGCAUGCAGAAGUUCACUACUUUGUUCUACUCAGUUUUGACCCCACUUUUCAACUCCGUGAUUUACAGCCUCCGGAAUAAAGAGAUGAAAGAUGGCUUGAAGAAAGUGCUAAGAGGUUCCUAAAAAUGGUUUGUGAUGUUAGUGAGUCAUUCCCACAUGACUUCUACUAUGAACCUCCUGUCAGUGAAAAGCCAAGAAUCUAGCAAGUG